Molecule: messenger RNA, 2340 nt
Organism: Miscanthus lutarioriparius
Lineage: Eukaryota; Viridiplantae; Streptophyta; Magnoliopsida; Poales; Poaceae
Source: the annotation of a GenBank genome assembly
AUGCCGGCCACGCCGAGCGGCGGCGGCGCGCGGCCGGAGGAGGCGUCGCCCGCGCCACCCGCGUCGACGUCGUCUGCGUCCAGCUGCAUGGGGACGAGGCCGGAGGAGCUGACGGCGAGGCUGGCGGCCGCGGGGGCGGGGCCCGCCCCGGGCGCGGUCCCGGGCUGCGGCGGCGCCGGUGCCGGUGCCGGCGGAGAGGAGGUGGAGCACGAGCGUGUCCGUGCGCUGCGCGAGAUCAAGAACCAGAUCAUCGGGAACCGGACCAAGAAGCUCCUCUACCUCCGCCUGGGCGCCGUGCCGUCGGUCGUGGCGGCGCUGGCAGAGCCCGGAGCCUCGCCGGCGGCGCUCGUGCAGGCGGCCGCCGCGGCGGGGAGCUUCGCGUGCGGCGUAGAGGAUGGCGCGCGCGCCGUGCUGGCCGCCGGCGCUGUGGAGCACCUCACUCGGCUCCUCGCUCACACCGACGAGAAGGUUGUGGAUGCAAGUGCACGUGCUCUCAGAAUGAUAUACCAAUCAAGAUUAGCUCCAAAGUUUGAUGUUAAUAGUGGGAAAAACAUGGAUUUUGUUCUUUCGCUUUUGGACAGUGAGAACGAGAAUGUCACAGAGCUGGCUGCUGCUAUUAUAUCUCACUCAUGUGAGAGUAGUGCAGAACAAUUGUCACUAUGCAGUGCUGGAGUUCCACAGAAACUUGUUAGCCUUUUUGGAGGAUCUAUGAAUCUAAGGGAUGCUUGUUUAGGUUCGGUCACUGCAGUCAUUCGAAAUAACAGAGACGUUGCUUCAAGAUUUGCAUCAAUGGACCAUGGAAAAGGUUUUCGUUCAGUAGUUGGGUUAAUACAUGAUCGGAGUCCACGCACAAGACUACUUGCUUGCCUCUGCUUGAUUGCACUUGGGCAUGCUUCUCCCUGUCAUUUUCAGGACAAACAGAUUAAGACCAAGUUGAUUAUGGUUUUGCUUGAGCUAAUUGAAGAACCUGGUCACGUAGGAGAUGAAGCUCCCUUGGCAUUAACCACCCUGAUUAAAGACAGCUUCGAACUACAGAAACAAGCUCUUACAACGAAUGCAGUUGAGAAGCUCAGCAACCAUCUGCUAGCAAAUCCAUUGGAGACAAGGCGAGCAGUGACCAUAUUGCUUGCGUUAUCUGAACUUUGCUCAAAACUUGAAGAGUCAAGAUCUCAACUGAUGUCGGUUGAGGUAUCAACCUUACUCCUUGAGGCAUUGAAGCAUGAUUGGGCUGAUAUCCGCAUUGCAGCAUGUUCAUGUCUGAAGAAUAUCUCCAGGUCACCAAAGGUACUCAGUGGAGGUCGAUUAUCCUGCGAUACAGUUAUUGGUCCCCUAGUCCAGCUUUUAAAUGACUCAUCUACUUCGGUCCAGGUUUCCGCGCUUGGUGCCAUUUGCAAUAUUGCUGUUAAUUUGACACCCAGGAAAUCAGUUCUUCUUCACUCUGGGGUCGUCUCACAACUUGUUCAGUUGUCAAAGUCCAUGGAUGCAAUGUUGAGGCUAAAAUCUGUAUGGGCUCUCAGGAAUAUUAUGUUCCUUCUUAGUCCUAAGGAUAAAGACUUCAUUGUUAAGGAGUUGACCUUAUCUACUCUUUCAAGCCUCAUAUGCGAUUCUGAACAUUUUGUUCAAGAACAGACCUUGGCACUUGUGCACAAUCUUGUUGAUGGAUAUGUGGAUUCUGCUAAUUAUGUCAUUGGCGAAGAUGGAAUGGUUAUGGAUGCUAUUGCAAGGCAACUGAACAAUGCAUCUGCCCCGGGAGUGUGCAUUCAGGGUAUGUAUGUGCUUGCAAACAUUGCGGCUGGAAACGAAUUGAACAAGGAAGCUGUGAUGAAUGUUCUUCUUCCUCACAGAGCAGAUCGCAUCAAACCAUCAUUUGUAGUGAACUUUCUGCAAAGCAAGGAUAAACAGUUGCGGGUUGCCACCCUGUGGUGCCUUCUGAACUUGAUUUACCCAAAAUGUGAAACCUCAUCUGGUAGAGUUAUCAGACUACAAAAUGCUGGAGUGAUCCUACAAGUGAAAAGCAUGAUAAAUGACCCCUGCUUGGAUUGCAAGCUUAGAGUUCGUAUGGUGCUUGAACACUGCGUGGACAAUGCGGACGAUUGUUUCAUAUCAGGAAAGAGGAAAUCAGUGCGCUUCAGAUCCAAUAUAUGCCCUGAACAGUGGAACAUGGGCACCAUAUUUGGAUCAGGAAAGAGGAAGAAAUCACUGUCCCAUGAGCGCCUCGGAGGUGGAGGAGCGCUGAUGAUGCAGGGGAGGGGAACAUUGGUGGAGACUGGAGAGAGCGAGGACAUUGGACGCCAUUUUGGUUCUAUUAGAAUCACGGAGCCGGCGGUGGAGCUUGCGUAG